CCAAACACAAUAGAGAAUAGUGCAAAUGACACCAUUAUUUAAGGUUUCAUGUUGUACGCCAUUUACCCAAACAUCUUUGCUAGAAACUAAUCAGCGCAAUGGCUCUUGCACUUAGAUUUACAGCUUCUACCUCUCUUUACACCCAAAUUAGGCUAACAUCUCAAAUCUUUACCCCAUCAGUAAAAUCCAUUCCGGCCCAAGUUCGGCACACUGGUCGAUGCACUUGUGUCAACCCAAAGAUUUCUGAUGAAAAGAUUGUCAGGCGAUCCGCAAACUACCAAUCUCCCAUUUGGAACUAUGACUAUGUGCAAUCGCUAGAUAAUAAAUUCGUGGGAGGUACGUAUGUAUCACUAGCUAUGAAGCUGAAGGAAGAUGUGAAGAAAAUGCUUAAAGAAGUAGUGGAUCCAUUGGAUGGACUUGAGAUGAUUGAUGACUUGCAAAGGCUUGGAGUGUUUUACCACUUUGAGGAUGAAAUCAAAAGAGUCCUUGAGAGCAUAUACAACAACAACAAACAUGAGAAGGGGAACGAAGAUGAUUUGCAUGCUAUGUCUCUCAAGUUUAGACUUUUGCGACAAUAUGGUUAUAAUGUCCCUCAAGAGGCAUUUGAGAAAUUUAUGGAUGAGACAGGACAUUUCAAAUCUUGCCUUUGCAAGGAUAUAAGAGGAACGCUAUCUUUGUACGAAGCCUCGUUCCUUUCAUUUAGGGGUGAAAGCAUAUUGGAGGAGGCUAGAAAUUUUGCAACUAAAAAUCUUGAACAACACCAUAAGAGAAAGGACAGUGAUCAAGAUCUUGCCUCAUUGGUCAGUCACGCCUUGGAGCUUCCACUACAUUGGAGGAUGCCCAGGUUGGAGGCAAGAUGGUUCAUCGAUUUGUGUGAGAGGAGGCCAAAUAUGAACCCUACAUUGCUUCAACUUGCUAAACUGGAUUUUAACAUGGUGCAGGCAACUCACCAAGAAGAUCUAAAGCACAUGUCGAGGUGGUGGAGCAAAACCGGUUUGGCGAAAAAAUUGGGCUUUGCCAGGGACAGGUUGAUGGAGAAUUUCUUGUGGACUAUUGGCCUCAAUUUCAAGCCCCAAUUCUCAAAUCUUAGGAGAAACAUUACAAUUGUCAAUGCUCUUAUCACAACCAUCGAUGAUGUCUAUGAUGUUUAUGGUACACUGGAUGAACUAGAAAUUUUCACAAGUGCCGUUGAAAGGUGGGAUAUAAGUGCAAUAGAACAACUUCCAGACUAUAUGAAGAUAUGUUACCUAGCUCUCUUAAACUCGAUUAAUGAAAUGGGUUAUGAGACUCUUAAGGAGCAGGGCAUUCACAUCAUCCCUCACCUCCAGAAAUCGUGGGCAGAUUUAUGCAAAUGUUAUUUGAAGGAGGCAAAGUGGUACUAUAGCGGAUACACACCAACUCUUGAAGAAUACAUGAACAAUGCAUGGAUUUCAAUUUCAGCUCCUGCUAUACUAACUCAUGCUUACUUUUUGUGUACAAAUCCCAUAACCCCAGAGGGUUCCGAAUGCUCAAAUAAAUACCCCAAUAUUUUUCAAUGGUCAGGCACUAUUUUACGGCUUGCAGAUGAUAUGGGAACAUCACCGGAUGAGAUAAUGAGAGGUGACACACCAAAAUCGAUACAAUGUUAUAUGUAUGAAACCGGUGCAUCAGAGGAAGAUGCCCGAGAACACAUCAAAUACUUUAUUAGGGAGACAUGGAAGCAGAUGAACGAAGACCGAUUUGAAAAUUCUGCCUUCUCCCGAACUCUUGUGGAAAUAGCAAUGAAUCUUGCUAGGAUGUCCCAGUGCAUGUACCAAUACGGAGAUGGCCAUGCUGCUCAAGGUCGGGAUACUAAAGACCGAGUGUUAUCACUGCUAGUCAAUCCCAUUUCGCUUGAAUAUUAACGUACAAUAAAACUAUUUUGGACAGUGGGUUUUUUUAUGGGAUCAUAGCUAUUUUCCUAAUGUUAGAAUCAAUAAUUUGUAAUGAAUUAAUAUGUGUUGAAUAAGCUGCCGGUGCAUAUAUCGAACAGAUAUGUCGAUGGGUAAAUGGCAUCUCUGUCAUAGCAUCAGGAUAGAUUGUGAUAAGUCAAAUGCAGCAUGUGUAGUGUAAUAACUGAUGAGCAUGGCUCUCAUGCUUAUGACAUGUAAUGGCUUUUAUUAUUCAAAAUCUCCUCUUAGCUUAUUGUG
Molecule: messenger RNA, 2168 nt
Organism: Rhododendron vialii
Lineage: Eukaryota; Viridiplantae; Streptophyta; Magnoliopsida; Ericales; Ericaceae
Product: terpene synthase 10-like
Exons: 7
Coding region: 99-1883 (594 amino acids)
Biological process (GO): diterpenoid biosynthetic process
Molecular function (GO): magnesium ion binding; terpene synthase activity
Source: RefSeq, a predicted model, not a curated record